Messenger RNA from Plasmodium relictum, 768 nucleotides. RefSeq names its product conserved Plasmodium protein, unknown function. Gene Ontology annotation, molecular function: transcription corepressor activity; chromatin binding; phosphatase inhibitor activity. NCBI's taxonomy places the organism in Eukaryota, Apicomplexa, Aconoidasida, Haemosporida, Plasmodiidae. Gene Ontology annotation, biological process: negative regulation of transcription by RNA polymerase II; negative regulation of phosphatase activity. The record is from RefSeq and is a predicted model, not a curated record. The coding region runs from base 1 to 768 and encodes 255 amino acids. The transcript has a single exon.
AUGACUGAAGAUAAUAUUGAUAAUGAUAAAAUUGAAGGAGCCACUCAUAGGCUUAUUUUAAAAUUAAAAAAUGAAAGAUUGAAUGAGGAAAUAUUAAAAAAAACAAUAAAUGAAUAUAAACAAACAAUUGAAAUAGUUUCCAAAUUAACAAAAAAGUUAAAUCACAAAGUUAUUAUUCCAUUUUCUAGGAUUGCUUUUUAUGAAGGACAAAUAAAAUAUACUAAUAAUAUUUACCAAAAUAUCGGUUGUAAUACAUAUUGUGAGAGAACAGCUGAAAAUGCACAUGAUUUUCUUAAAAAUAGGCUAGAUUUUUAUGAAAAAAAAUAUAAAAUAAUAUCAGAUUCUAUAACUAGAUUAACAAAAGAAAUUGAACUCGCUUUAGAACUUGAUCAUACUUCAAAAAUUGAAAAAAAUAAAGAUAAUUUAAAUAAUAUUUUUUUAAGGCCUGAUGGAUUUUUAGAAAUAAGGGAGGAAUAUCAUAGUAGUGAUGAAGAUUCAAAGAACCAAAAAAAAAGUGAUAAAGAAAAAAAUAUUAUUCAAGAAAAGAUUACUGAUAAUGAAAAUAUUAUUGUAAAAGAUGAAAACAUUAAAAGAUAUAAUAAUGAAAUGACAAAUAUGGAGCAAAUUAAUUCAAAAAAGGAUAAGCAUCAAGAGAAAGAAAAAAUGAAUUUAAAUAAAAUAAGUAAUAAAUCUUUAAAUGUUAACGAACAGGGCUUACUUAAUAUAAAAGAAAACUAUACUAGUAGUAGCAGUAAUUAUGAAGAAUAA